CAAGUACCUACCUAGUGAACAAUCACAACCGACGAUAUAAUUACCUUCUCUCACUGACCUUUCUUUUCAUAACCGAACAAUUUUAAACAGAUAGGUACAAGUGCGACUACUACGCUUGUCUCGCUAUAUCUGAAGGUCUCCAAUUAGUUGCAUCUGAACAACAAUUGCCUGUCUUGGACAGAUCCUUGGAAGGUGCGAAGUGACAUAUCUUGAUCACCUAAAUCCGUACAUUAGGACCUUGGGUGCCUCCAUCCUCGCAAGUCUCAAUUCUUCCUACCUACCUACCUUUAUGCUCUAGAAAAUUCAAAAGCCUUGCCCAUUUUUUGAGCCAGUUGCGUGAACUUUACGACAAUGGACUACAGGUCGCAAUAUACAGCAAAGGAGGAAUACGUGGCCAAUGUUGAUCAGACAUUGAGAGAACUUCAAGAGAGAGUCCAGCAACAUGAAAAUGAGUUGGACAAGAUUCGUUCAGAGCCCAGCCAACCCCCAGUGUCUGCGACUGGACAGGCGCGUCUCAUACAAGUGGCUCUCAAAGAGGUGACAGUGUCGGAUCCCUUCCUCCCCUCGCCAGGGUCGCUGUUACCGACACUAUUGGCGUUUCGCAAGACUCACCAAACCAUUCAAGAGUCCAAAUCCUAUCUUGCCUCUCAACGAGCAGGCCAUGAACAACUGUCGCGUCAGCUUGAAGUGGAUGAAGCGCGCCUCAAGGAUCAAAACCUCCUUGGCGAUGCUCUGGAUGCGCGUAUCUUGUCGUUACGCGAUGAAGUGGAUGCGGGUACUCACGUUAGCCCGGGAGAAGGGGCAAAGGAACUGUUGCAAGAACUCAGGGCUAAGAAGAAGUCUUACGACAGAGAGACGUCAAAACUCAUGAAAGUUCUCCUUCGAUUCAUCGAUAAUCAGCUGGCGCCCAUGCUUGCGGCAGAAGAGCUAGGAGGGCCUGUGGUUGGGGAUCUUAUAGGUAUUGAUGGAGAUGAUUUGGCCGCCGGAUUUAAUGCACAAGGAAAACCCAGGAAACCAAAGGACAGUGACGAUAAAGAAGAUAAACGGCAACGCAGAAUCGAUGAGAUUUGGGGGCAGGCUACUAAUCAAGGCACUGGGCGUCAGGACGAGAUUGCAGCUGCAGCUGCAGAGAUGAAGCAACUGACAGAGGAGCUUCUCAACACGCUUGCUGAAGCUCAAGGCAAUAACUCAGCAUCAUAUGUACAAUUGUCGCGUGAAACUGCGGCUGCACGGUUCUUGGUGAGGUCCAAGGUUGCACAAUUUCAUCCUAAAGAUGCAACAAGGCUCAAACUGGUGGACUUCGGACGAGAAUUGGAGCCCUGAGUACCUAAUUUAGUAGGUAGUUACAGAUACAAAGAAAGUUUUAAGAAUGA
Molecule: messenger RNA, 1373 nt
Organism: Fusarium verticillioides 7600
Lineage: Eukaryota; Fungi; Ascomycota; Sordariomycetes; Hypocreales; Nectriaceae
Exons: 2
Coding region: 352-1323 (323 amino acids)
Biological process (GO): mitotic sister chromatid segregation; kinetochore assembly
Cellular component (GO): nucleus
Source: RefSeq, a predicted model, not a curated record